CCAUAAUGAAGGCAUAAUAGAAGAUAUCUUCAAGCGCGCUACUGAGAGUGGACAUCAAAUUAGCGAUCCGAGGUUACAACACACGACUAACCACCGUAUAGAACUCUUCAAAUUUUUGAAGCUAGAUAAGAACGGAAUUUGGGACCCAUUCCAGCUUAAUAUGGGAAUUUCUACGCUUCUAUCGUAUUCGUUGGUCAAGCAAGACGAAACGAAGCGUUAUUUUUCCAUGCAUGUCUUGGUCCACUCAUGGGCUCGCAAUCAUAUAUCACAUUCUCGUCGACCUUGCCAGUUAGAUGCUGUAAAGGCUCUACUAUUAUCGUCAAUUAGCUGGAGGUUCCUCACAGAAGACUAUGCUUUCCGUCGGCAAUUGCUUCCACACGUCAGAGUGGUUCAAAGCCAUAGCCCCACCAAAGAGCAGAUUUCCUUAGAGAAUAUAGAUGACUCUAGCAAUUUUGCACUGGCUUUCUACGAGAGCGGUCAUUAGAAGGAGGCCGAAGAGCUGGAGGUGCAAGUGAAGGAGACGAGAAA
This is a messenger RNA of Eremomyces bilateralis CBS 781.70, 528 nucleotides long. RefSeq lists its product as uncharacterized. The record is from RefSeq and is a predicted model, not a curated record. The coding region runs from base 161 to 484 and encodes 107 amino acids. The transcript has a single exon. NCBI's taxonomy places the organism in Eukaryota, Fungi, Ascomycota, Dothideomycetes, Eremomycetales, Eremomycetaceae.